CCCUAAUAAAAAGCCAAAUUAGUUGGUCAUUCUAAUACAGUUAAUUCAGUCAAUUUUUCUCCUUAUGGUACUACAUUAGCAUCUGGUAGUUUGGAUAACUCUAUCCGUUUAUGGGACUUUAAGACAGGAUUAUAAAUCAUAUCUUCAGAUAAUAAUUACACAGAUAUUUUAGCUUAAUUUUCACUUCAAAUUUUCAACAACAGCUCUCUUCAAGAAAGUGUUAAUUCUAGUGUUACUAUCCUUCUAAUAUCACAAUAGCUAAUCUUUUAAUCAUAAGGUGCUUUAAUUUUGAAAGGUGAAUUUAUAGAUCAAGCUGGAAUUGACUUGAAGACAUUAUUUUAAUACAAAGGAAGUUGCAUUUUAGAAAACUAAAUUGGAUUACAAUAAUGA
This is a messenger RNA of Paramecium tetraurelia, 390 nucleotides long. RefSeq lists its product as uncharacterized. The transcript is spliced from 2 exons. The annotation marks the transcript as partial. Lineage: Eukaryota; Ciliophora; Oligohymenophorea; Peniculida; Parameciidae. The record is from RefSeq and is a predicted model, not a curated record. Gene Ontology annotation, molecular function: protein binding.